Messenger RNA from Physeter macrocephalus (sperm whale), 1954 nucleotides. RefSeq names its product acyl-CoA binding domain containing 3 (gene ACBD3). Bases 56 to 1642 code for a protein of 528 amino acids. Gene Ontology annotation, molecular function: fatty-acyl-CoA binding. NCBI's taxonomy places the organism in Eukaryota, Metazoa, Chordata, Mammalia, Artiodactyla, Physeteridae. The record is from RefSeq and is a predicted model, not a curated record. Gene Ontology annotation, cellular component: Golgi membrane. The transcript has 8 exons.
GGAAGUCGAUACGUGGCCGCCGCCUGUCCUCGCCGAGGAGGCUCAGCAGGCGGAGAUGGCGGCGGUGCUGAACGCAGAGCGACUCGAGGUGUCCGUCGACGGGCUCACACUAAGCCCGGACCCGGAGGAGCGGCCCGGCGCGGAGGGCGCCCCGCUGCUGCCGCCGCCGCUGCCGCCGCCCUCGCCUCCUGGGUCCGGCCGGGGCCCGGGCGCCGCAGGGGAGCAGCCGGAGCCCGGGGAGGCGGCGGCUGGGGGCGCGGCGGAGGAGGCGCGGCGGCUGGAGCAGCGCUGGGGCUUCGGCCUGGAGGAGCUGUAUGGCCUGGCGCUGCGCUUCUUCAAAGAAAAAGAUGGCAAAGCAUUUCAUCCAACUUAUGAAGAAAAACUGAAGCUUGUGGCACUGCAUAAGCAGGUUCUUAUGGGUCCAUAUAAUCCAGACACUUGUCCUGAGGUUGGAUUCUUUGAUGUGUUGGGCAAUGACAGGAGGAGAGAAUGGGCAGCCCUGGGAAACAUGUCUAAAGAGGAUGCCAUGGUAGAGUUUGUCAAGCUCCUGAAUAGGUGUUGCCAUCUCUUUUCAACGUAUGUUGCAUCCCACAAAAUAGAGAAGGAAGAGCAAGAAAAAAAAAGGAAGGAGGAGGAAGAGCGAAGGCGGCGUGAAGAGGAAGAAAGAGAACGUCUGCAAAAGGAGGAAGAGAAACGUAGGCAAGAAGAGGAAGAAAGGCUUAGACGGGAGGAAGAAGAGAGGAGGCGAAUAGAAGAAGAGAGGCUUCGGCUGGAGCAGCAAAAGCAGCAGAUAAUGGCAGCUUUAAACUCGCAGACUGCCGUGCAGUUCCAGCAGUAUGCAGCCCAACAGUAUCCAGGGAACUACGAACAGCAGCAAAUUCUCAUCCGCCAGUUGCAGGAGCAACACUAUCAGCAAUAUAUGCAGCAGUUGUAUCAAGUCCAGCUUGCACAGCAACAGGCAGCAUUACAGAAACAACAGGAAGUAGCAGUAGCUGGGGCUUCUUUGCCUACAUCAUCAAAAAUGAAUACAACUACGCCAAGUGAUAUGAUGUCAGUGAAUGGACAGGCCAAAACCCACACUGACAACUCUGAAAAAGAGCUUGAACCAGAAGCCGCAGAGGAAGCCCUGGAGAAUGGACCAAAAGAAUCUCUUCCAGUAAUAGCAGCUCCAUCCAUGUGGACACGACCCCAGAUCAGAGACUUUAAAGAGAAGAUUCGGCAGGAUGCGGAUUCCGUGAUUACAGUGGGCCGAGGAGAAGUAGUCACUGUUCGAGUACCCACCCAUGAAGAAGGAUCAUAUCUCUUUUGGGAAUUUGCUACAGACAAUUAUGACAUUGGGUUUGGGGUGUAUUUUGAAUGGACAGACUCUCCAAACACUGCUGUCAGCGUGCAUGUCAGUGAGUCCAGUGAUGACGACGAAGAGGAAGAAGAAAACAUCAGUUCUGAAGAGAAAGCCAAAAAGAAUGCCAACAAGCCUCUACUGGACGAGAUUGUGCCUGUGUACCGACGGGACUGUCAUGAAGAGGUGUAUGCUGGCAGCCACCAAUAUCCAGGGAGAGGAGUCUACCUCCUCAAGUUUGACAACUCCUACUCUUUGUGGAGGUCAAAAUCGGUCUACUACAGAGUCUAUUAUACUAGAUAAAGAUGUUACAGAGUCUGGAGUCUAGGGUUGCGCAGAAGAUGGCAUUUAAUUUGGAAAUAUCUUUUGACUUUUGUGGAGCAUUGCAGUCUGUGUUUACCCUAUUGAUUUCGGUCUGAUGGUUUGUGACUCUUCUUAGGAAUCAGGAUUUCCUUGGAACUCUGGAGCGUUAGUACUUUGGGGUUAAAGGGACUCCUCAGACUCAUCCAGCCCUUUGGUGCUGACCAGCAGAGUCACAAGUGGAUGCUGACGUUACAUGAGCUACAUGUUAAAUUUUUAAAGUCUCCGAAAUAAAACAGCUCAACAUUGACCCCA